AUAUGUUUUGAUUAUUAUUAUAUCUAAUAUUAUAUAAAUGCAUUGCUGGACCUGUCUGAGGCAUCUCUUUCACAAAACUUAAACGGCAUUGGCUAAGGGACUGGGAUUUGUUUGGCAUGCCUCAAACCCCAGAUGCAGCAACCACUUUGGUUUCUGUGCGAAAGAGAGAAUCUUAAAUUCUUACUUCAGUUUUUUUAUAUUUUUUAUUUAAACUUCUCUGCAGUAUAUACUGAUGGGGAAUGUGAGGGCAAGGUCGUCUUCGUUCUCUGUCAAACCAGGCUGUGGCUCUAGUUGAGGUUCGAGAGGAGAGUUAGUCGCUAGCUUUUCGCCUUUCUCCCCUUUCCUUGCAAACCACAGUUCCCUUUUCUUUUGCUUCUUUUCUUCUGCAACUAGUUUGCUACAAAAGGCUGAGAUCUUCUUGCUCUUGAUCAGUCUCUUAACAGGUGGAGUACUGAAAGGUGAUUGGGCAUCAGAGUAGAUAUGUGAUCUGCUUUUUGAGCAAAUUUAUUGGAGAGAAAGGGAUUGCCAAUUUCAACUCUAUUUAUCCUUGGAUAUCUUGGGAUAUAACCAAUUUUGCACAUUGCACAGGCAACAUUGAUUGAUUUCCGAUGGAGAAGCUUCUUAGGCCGUACGAUAAGGAGUGUAUGAGGAUGGCAAUGUUAAAACAUGAAGAAACAUUCAAAGAGCAGGUCUACGAGCUCCAUCGUCUAUAUCGAAUCCAAAAGACAUUGAUGAAGAGCAUUGAGAACGGCAGGCACAACGGAGGCUUCUUACAGAAUGAUCACCAUGGAAAUAUGCAUCAGAAUUCAAGAAUGAGACUUGACUUGGAACGUCCGGCUGAAGAAUACAAUAUUGCAGAAGCAGAUCAUGGUAACCGAAUGUUAGAGGUCAUAGAUGAGAGCGAGAUUGAGCUGACGUUAGGGCCCACAAGGUACGUGCCGAGGAGGAAACAUGGGACUCCUCCAACUUCGGAUUCUGGACCAAGCUUCUCUUCUUCUUCCACUGAAUCCAGUCAUAUGAACAGGACAAGUUCCAUGACCAAACGGAAGACAAAUACAACAACAGGAGAAUUAAGUGGCCGUGAUCAGCUGGGACUCUUCCAGGUCACUGACAUGACAUUGGGGUACCAAAGUGGAAGUAAAAACAAUAUUGAUCUUGAAGAACAAUUGAGACAGGAGAGGCUAAAACAGCCUCCUUGGCUUUAUCAAGUUUUAAGUAUGAAUAUAACUUGAAAAAAAAGAAAGAAAAUAUCUUGCAAGUCGAUAUGAUUAGAUUUUAGACUGCUUCUUAUCGGCUAAGUUUCUGUGAUUGAUGUUUGUGUGGAAGUUUCUGCUUAGUUUUUUUUUAGCAAAAUGGGUGAUGGAGUCUUUUGUAAAGAUCACUUGAUUCCCUGACUUGCAAAACCCACUACUAUACAUAUUGCCUUGAUAUUUUGUUGAGCUCAGCUUUUCAAUCAGUCAAUCCUUUCAUGUCCCACUUUAGAAGACUUUAAGUACAAGCACAACUUUGUUGUUCUUUUUGA
Messenger RNA from Theobroma cacao (cacao), 1522 nucleotides. Its product is annotated as glycosyltransferase-like protein. Lineage: Eukaryota; Viridiplantae; Streptophyta; Magnoliopsida; Malvales; Malvaceae. The record is from RefSeq and is a predicted model, not a curated record.